AUGGGAAGAAGAUCCCCUCUUGAUAAUAACAUCAUAUUAAUACACCCAUUUCUUCACCUCUCAUUUUUCUUAGCAAGUUUUGUUGCAACCAUUGCCAUAACCACCGCUAUAUGCAGUGUCCGAUUCCUAAGAAAAUCGCAACCAAAUCCACCACAAGCCCAACCAUUAGAUAUAUCUAAAGAUUCAAAUGAAACUAGUCCAUCUUCGAUAUCACCGCUACACGGACGUGGACAUGAACAUGAACAUGAACAUGAACAUGAAAAGUCUCCUCCUGUUGAACAAAGACGAGAAACCGAAAACAAUGAGUUUCUGAUAAAAGAGUUACCUCUUCCACCUGCAAUGUUACAACCAAAAGAAUCAUUUUCUUACAAUAAUAUGAAAAGGGUAACUUCAGAACGAAAGACUUCGUUUAGUUUAAGCAUGAAAAUGCCAACUUUGCCGAGGAAUUUGUCAUUGGCAAAGAAUUGGGAUCAAAUAAAGGAGGAUAUAAAUAAAGCCAAACCCAAAACAGAAGAAUCUGUUUGGAUGAAAACAAUUAUAUUAGGUGAUAAAUGUGUUCCUGAUGAUGAACAUGAUCCUGUCAUUUUUGAAGGAAAAGGGAAGAAAAUCUCAGCUUAUCAUCCUAAAAGCUAUAGCACUAUUUCUAGACAGUGUUCUUUUCUUGAUCCUGAUGCAUUGUGUGUAUCACAAUCUCAAACACAAGAAGACAGAAUCAAUAGUAACAAAUAA
This is a messenger RNA of Vicia faba (fava bean), 729 nucleotides long. Lineage: Eukaryota; Viridiplantae; Streptophyta; Magnoliopsida; Fabales; Fabaceae. The record is from the annotation of a GenBank genome assembly.